Molecule: messenger RNA, 2133 nt
Organism: Sphaeramia orbicularis (orbiculate cardinalfish)
Lineage: Eukaryota; Metazoa; Chordata; Actinopteri; Kurtiformes; Apogonidae
Exons: 11
Coding region: 143-1834 (563 amino acids)
Source: RefSeq, a predicted model, not a curated record
GAUAUCCGGUUGCCAUGACACCGGUCUACUGCUCAGUCUGAAACAGUUCGCGUGAUACUCUGUAAUUUCCUGCCGUUACGACGCGUAAAAUGACAAAAUAACGGACACCAACGGAUGCGCGAGGCUUGCGAAAGUCUUCGCGAUGCUCUCUCGACCGCCGGCACUGAACGAGACUGAGGACAGGGGGCGGAGUCUAGCAGCAGUAGGCCCGCCUCCUGCUCUCCCAUUGGCUGAUGAGGAAGAUGCGUCUCAAACAGUGUCUCCUCCUCCUCCUGCUCCUCCUCCCCCUCGUGCCUGCUGUCCAUGCGCCUCCCUCCUCCCACGCCUCCUCUCUGCUCACCGGUUGGAGGUGCGUCGCCUUCUGCGAGGAGCGCUGGCGUCUCUGGGCCGUCGUCUGGAUUCUCUGGAGAGGAGGAGCCACAGGAGGAACAGGCAGAAGAGGAGGAGGCCCAGAGGAGAAGAGGGCGGAGCUACCUGCAGCUCACCUGGAGGGCCGACUGAGUUCACCUCAGGCCACACCUCCUCCCCCUCCAUCAGCCACGCCCAACUCCCACCUGCUACCACCUCCUCUUCUUCAUCAUCUUCAUCAGAGAGUGAAGAGUCUCCCAACCAAUCAGGACGCAGGAGGAGGAGGAGACGGAACCGGGGAAAAGAGGAGGAGGAGGAGGAGGAGGGGAGAGGGAGGAAAAGGUGGAGGAGGAGUUCCAGAGCAGAGGAUUGUGGGAGGUUUGUGGGUCAGAUGGCCGUCUCCAUCCGAGGAGGCGCAGAGGAGGAGGGGCCACUCACUCUGCACAGUUUGGACCACGGAGGAGCCGGCCAAUCACAGAAGGCCGUCAGCAUCGUCGUCAGGCAGAACGGUUACAGCCUCUCCUCUUCCCAGCAUGCCUUGUUCCUUCAAUCAGCACAGAGUGGGCGGACCUUCAGCCAAUCAGAAGGCUUUAACAUUUCCUCCGGCCAAUGGCAUUUCUCCGAUUUCAGCCCUCCCCCUUCCCUCUCCUCCAAUCACAGAGCAUUCCACCUGUGGCUGUGCUCCUCCUCUUCCUCCUCUAGCCCUGCCCUCAUCUUACGGUUAUCGGCGCUGUCGGUGCAGACGGUGGUGUCAGUCAGAGGGGAGGGCUGUUCCAACCCUCUGCGUCCUCUGAAGGACUUCACGGCUCCGCCCACUGUGAGCAGCGACCACUGCUACAUACGAGCACUUACACCGAGUCUGACUUUGUCCGCCCGGCGACAGAGGCAGCGGGCCAAUCACAGCUCUCGGAGUCUUCAUCUACCCCGGAGACGAGCACCGCCCCUUCCCCCAUGUUCAGCCAACGGGCUAUCUGCUACACUAAAAACCAGCCAAUCAGCAGCCAGCUCUGAGUAUCUGAGCAAAAAAGAGGAGCGCGGGAAACGAGUGUCGCAGAUUCGAAUACGACGGGCGUCGCCGCGGGAAACACCACUGACACCAAUGGGACUACCAAAGGUCAAAAGGCUAAGGAAGAAAGAAUUUAGCCUGGAGGAGAUUUACACCAACAAGAACUACAAAUCACCUUCGACUAACAGGAGUCUGGAGACCAUCUUUGAGGAGCCCAGAGAGAAGGACGGAGCGCUGCUUCUGAUUGGUCAGCAGAGGAGGCGCAGAGUCCUGUUGUUUCCUGACUUCACUCAGCCCAGGAAGAGGAAGAGGCCGCUAGGAGCAGGGAUUCCCGUUGCCACGGUGCCCAGGAAACGGGCUGCAGCUCGUCGUCAUUACCAUGGAAACGACGACGACGGCGACCUAGACGUGAUGCUGGUGGAGCGACUGAGCGCGCUCGAGGACUUCCUGACACGGCAGGGACUGGACGACGACGUGUGAGCUGUGAUGUCACUUCCUGCCAAAAUGAAUCAGCGCUGCUACGACAUGAACUGUGAGCGUUACCGUGGUAACGGCCUGCUCUGUCGCCACGGUAACGCCUGUAGUUUAGUUUUUUUUUUUUUUGUUUUUUUUUUUUGCAGUGUUCUGUAUUUUUUUACAGUGUAGACUCUAAAAUGUGAAAUAUUUAAAUUUUUUACAGUGCGAUGAAUAAUGUGCCCUUUGACCUUUGAUAUCAAUUGACCACACCCACAGUUAAGUGAUCUGCAGACCCCCCCCCCAGAUGUGUAAAAUAUUCUAUU